Penaeus monodon (black tiger shrimp) is the source of this 3875-nucleotide messenger RNA. Its product is annotated as mucin-5AC-like. The coding region runs from base 1 to 3858 and encodes 1285 amino acids. The record is from RefSeq and is a predicted model, not a curated record. The transcript has 3 exons. Lineage: Eukaryota; Metazoa; Arthropoda; Malacostraca; Decapoda; Penaeidae.
AUGGUUUAUUGCCGCUUUUGCCGUAUUCCCGUUUUCUGUGGUAUUCUCAAGGACGUUAUAUUUGAUACAAAUGUUGCAAAUGAGGAGAUCAGCGCCGUCUUCUUGGACAGCGGCCCAAGUCGCGGCCGAUCGGAUCUUCCCGCCAGAGAAGAGCUCUCACGCCCACGCACGCCCGCGCGCCCGCCGCCUCUGGACGGCCAGGCGUCGCCCUCGAAGAUCCGUAAGGUCUACUCGCGCCGGAAGACCGAGCCCUCGCCGCCGCGCCGCCAGGUGUCGACGCCGCCCUCGCACCCGCGCCGCCGCGUGCCCUUCAUCAAGAAGCCGCGGCGCGUGUCUGCCCCCGCCUUCCCGCAGGCGCACAAUGGCGCCGCCUCUCCGGCCGCGCCCUGGACGCCUCGGCAGGACCCGCACCUUCAGGAGUGGUCCAAGGGGCUGCUGAAGGACUUCCACUCCUUGGUGGAGGAGGAGAUCCGCGCCCUCCACAGCCUCACGCCCCCCCGCCGCCCCGCCGCCGCCCCCGCCCCGCCGCCUCGCUUCCUCAACGGCCUCGGAGGCAGCGCCGGCAGGCCCGCCCCGGAGAGCGCGCCGGAGCCGCGGGCGCCCGAGGGCGACACCCCAAGGCGAAUCGAGGCCGAGCGAGGGGAUCCUCGGCCGAUCGGAGCCGAGGGCGAGCCUCGUCGGGGUGAUGGUCGGGCCGCCCCCUCCCCUCUGAGGCGCCCGACCCGAGUUCCCAGCGCCAGCAUGGGCGGCGCACAGAGCACCUCCCGCAAUGAGUUGUGGGCGGGCGAGCGUCCGGGCGGCGCCUUCCGGACGUACACGCUCCCUCGCUCGGGCGGCCACCGGAGCGUCAGCCUGAGCGGCGCCGCACCCUACAGGGCGUCGGCCGCCCACCCCGACGACUCCGACGUCAACUGCGAGCUGCUUCGCGUGAACCCGCGCUUCUCGCGCUCGCACUCGCUCGACGAGAGCGCCGGCCUCAGCCCGUGGGCGCUGCACCACCUCUCCGUCAUCGAUGACAUCCACGCGAAGCCGGGCCACGGCCGCAAGGGCGCGAGUCCCGCCCCAGCGCCGCCCACACCUAGUCAGUCCGAGGGGCGGCGCACCCCGGCGGGCGCCGCAGGCUCCCCGCGGCCGGAAGGGCACUACGCCAAGAUCCGACGGACCGGCUACUCGGAGAAGCACAACGAGCAGUGGCGCGCCGCCCUGCCGGCCGCCCACCAUGCCAACGGGGGCGCCCUUUCCAACGGAUGGGCGGACUCCGGCAGCGCCACGCCCAGGCUCUCUCUCAAGUCCGCCAGCGACUCCGCCACCGCCUCCAGCCACACCGUCUCCCAGAGCUCGCUCGCGACUGUCUGCGCCAACAACGGCUCCGUCGCCUUUACGCCUGCUGAUAUGGAGGGCGUGAGCGAGUCGUGGGCGUGGGCGGACCAGGAGGACGCUUGCAGCUUGACGGAUCGCCCCUGCGACUCGGAGCUGUGCGACCACUGCCAGGCCAAGAAGGGUGGCGACGGCGACGGCGUGUCGGUGAGCGUCACGCCCGCCGACGCGACGGGCGAGGAGCGCCUGGGCGUGGGCGUCGGAGGCGAGUCGAGGGACGACAAGGCGAGGGGCCUGCGGGCGGACGGAGUGGGCUCGGGGCGCAAGAGCGAGCCGUCCCUUUUCUGCCCAUCGUCCCCCGCGGGCGACGCCGUGGACGGUGGGCGGCGCCACACCCUCCCCGGCCCGCGCCUCUACGGGAGCCUGUCCCUCCUGUCGGCGCCCGCGCCCACCUUCACCACCUCCUCCUGGGAGACGCUCCCGCCGGCGGACGAGCUCGAGGUGGAGCUGGAGGAGAAGCCCAUCUCGAGUUCGCUGGACGAGCGCCCCCUCUCGCCCUCGUCCCUGAGCGGCGCCUCCUCGCGCUCCCUCAACUCGUCCCUGUCGUCCCUCUCGCACCUGAGCGUCCACCGCGACCACUCGGAGUGCGACUCGUGGCCGUCCUCGCCCGUCGCGCACAACCUCACCCCCGACGUCUUCCUCGACCCGAGCAACAUCCUCGGCGCCGCGCGAAGCGAGCCCGCUAGCCAGGCCGUUUCCGAGCCCAAGGCGAAGGACGCCCACAAGCUCAAAGAAUCGCCGGCGAGCACCCAUGUCGCCGGCGCCUCCUGCACGCCCUCGCCCGAGCCCAUCACGGGCAUGCUGCAGCUGUCGCCGGCGGGCGCGCACAACGGCAACAUCAUCUUCUCCGUGUCGAUCCCCGAGACCCGCCGCGAGAAGGGCGUGGAGCGCAGCCAGAGGGGCGCACCCAUGGGAGGCCCGGGGGACGCCGACGCCAAGCCCGGCGCGGCGACCCGGCACCUGAAGGAGAGCGCCACGAAGGUGCCCCGAGGACCACCCACUUUCUCGCUGCCGAAGGAGAGGGCCGAGGACGACGCCAGGAGAACCACCGCCAAGGACUGCAGCGACAACAACAACUCCGCCUCGACCCAGGACGCUAACCACUGCAGCCGAAGCGCUAAAGACGACGACCACGACCACCAUACGGCGAAAGACACGACGAGGACGACCAAGACUAUCAUGGAGAGGUCCCGAAGCUUCUCCUUGGACGAGACGAGUCGUGCCCAAGGGUCGUCUGGCAGGAGGAAGGUCAACUCAGCCUCGCAGUCGGCGGCGCCCGAGGCGCUGGACGACUUCCUGCGGGCGGUGGAGUCGCGCAUCCGGCGGGGCAGCGAGGGGCGCGACCUGUCAGGGCCUCUUUCUCUCCCCUCCACGCCCGCGUCCACGCCCGCGUCCACGCCGGCCUCCGCCCGCCCGCGCUCCUCCGUCUCGCCCACAGUGGUCCUCGACGCCUUCACGCAGACGACGCCCGCGCCCACGCCGCCUGCCACGCCCCCCGGCGCCUCCAGGUCGUCGUCCGUGACGUGGCUCAGCGAGUGCGGCUGCGACGACCUGGCCUCAAUCGAGCCGUGCCCGUCCUCGCUGGUGCUCAGCGCCACCGAGGACGACUACGACGACGACGACGCCGACGACGACGACGACGACGAGGACGAGGAGGACUGGUCGCCGGGGCUGUCGCUGUCGUCGUCGUCGCCGCCGCCCACGCCCGCCUCCAUGACGCGCGACGACUCCUCGCUGUCGCUGUCGGAGUCGCUCGACGCCCUCGACAUCAACGGCGAGUCGGGCAUCGGCACCGUGUCGACGCGCCCGUCCGCCAGCCCGCCCUCGCACGCCCACGCCGCCCUCGACCUGUCGGGCUCCAACCUGUCCUCGGAGGAUACGGGCCUCGAGAACAGCUUCGAGCGCCAGAUCCGCCGCUACAUCCCGCACGCCCGCGCCCGCGACGCCGACCACGGCGUGCACUACCGCCGCCGCCGCCCGCGUCCGCGCCAGCCCGAGCAGUGGGUGCGGCGCGAGGACCAGACCACGCAGACCGACCCACACCCGCCCACGGCGCCGCCCGCCAAUCACGACGCGGGCGGCCUGCGGCACGGGCGCGGCGCCUCGGCGGAGCGCGUCGUACGCCACACCCACAGCGAGCCACGGCUGGACGCGCCCCUCACGCCCCUUGGCGGCGUCCUUAGGGGCGUGUGCAGCGAGGCCGCCCUGCCGCCCACCUCGCACUCGGCGGCGCGCUCGGCCCUCACGCCCUCCGCGCCCAUCCUCCCGACCCUGACGGAGGACAAGCCGCCCAUCGCGCCCUCGAACCGCCCGCCGCGCCCGCGCCACCUCUCCCUCUCCGGCAGUCACCCGACGCCCACGACGGACAAGGCGUGCUCGGCGCCCACGCUCGAGAUGCGCUCUCCCGCCGCCCACGCGCCGCACACGCCCGCCACCACGCCCUCGGAGGACUCGUCGGGGGAGGCGCCGGUGAGUCACUGACGGGGUCGCUGAUGGAG